GUGUCAGACCAGUUCGGCUCAGUCCCCGGGCUGCAGCUGCCGGUGAUGCAGCGAAAGCGCCACGGGAAGCGCUCGCCAGCGCUGGCUCCGCAGAAGAGAGAAAGGUCUUCCCGUCAUUCCCUGCGCGAAAGCGAAGGCUCCAGGGACUCGCGCCGGCAGUCAACCGCGUCCCCUCUCUCCUCCCAGGACACCGUAGGCCGCGGUUGCCAUGGGGACCUAAAGUCGACUCCCAUGCCUUGGCCGCCGGCUACCCUGUCCCGGGUGUUCGCCGAGCUGGCGCCGCUAGCCGAGAGGGGCCGGGAUGGCUUCUUGGGCGCCGCUGGGGAGACGAUGCCGAACCUCGGCAGCCACUUGCCUUUAUGCGCGUCCGCGGCACCGGUACCGGCCCAGAAUCCGGCCCGCGAGGUGCACGUGAGCGGCUCGGCGCAGAUGUCCUGCGGCCCUGACCGGGCGCUGGUUACGGUGAAGGUCAGCAGCACCAAAAGCUCGGCGGCUGAGGCCAAGAACAGUGUGGGCCGCCGCCUGGACUACAUCAUGCAGAACCUGCAGAAGCCGGGCAUCCAGGCAGAAAAUAUAACUGUGACAAAGGAUUUUAGUAGAGUAGAAAAUGCUUAUCACAUGGAAGCAGAGGUCUGCAUUACAUUCACUGAAUUCGGAAAAAUGCAAGAUGUUUGUAACCUUCUUGUUGAAAAGCUAGAUAAUUCUGUUAUCAUCAGUCCUCCUCAUUUUUACCAUACACCAGGAGCUACUGAGAAUCUUAGACGUCAGGUUUGUCUCUGUGCUGUUGGGAACGCAUGGCGAAAAGCUCAAGAAGUAUGUCAGCUUGUUGGCCAGUCUCUUGGAAAACCUCUAUUAAUCAAAGAAGAGGAAACGAAAGAAUGGGAAGGUCAGAUAGACAAUCAGCAGUUAUCUGACCUAGCAGGUUCACUAAGCAUACAACAGAAAAUCCAAAGUGCAACUAUAUAUGCUUCUUCCAGGGUAUUUUUAAACUUUGAGGUUAAGAAAAAGGAAAAGAAAAAAAAAGUGAUUUAAAAUUCUUUAUAACCAAGCAUUUUUCGUUUUUGUAUCUUUGUAUCUAAUUGCCCAAAACCAUGAUUAAAUUUGUAUAAUUUUUA
Molecule: messenger RNA, 1115 nt
Organism: Trichosurus vulpecula (common brushtail)
Lineage: Eukaryota; Metazoa; Chordata; Mammalia; Diprotodontia; Phalangeridae
Gene: IRAK1BP1
Product: interleukin 1 receptor associated kinase 1 binding protein 1
Exons: 4
Coding region: 46-1032 (328 amino acids)
Biological process (GO): canonical NF-kappaB signal transduction; immune response
Source: RefSeq, a predicted model, not a curated record